Messenger RNA from Xenopus tropicalis (tropical clawed frog), 526 nucleotides. It is a transcript of the gene ndufa12, whose product is annotated as NADH:ubiquinone oxidoreductase subunit A12. Gene Ontology annotation, cellular component: respiratory chain complex I; mitochondrial inner membrane; membrane. The record is from RefSeq and is marked provisional. Lineage: Eukaryota; Metazoa; Chordata; Amphibia; Anura; Pipidae.
ACUCUGCCUUCUGCCGCUGAGGGAAAAUGUCGGAGUACUUGCAGCUGGUACGGAGGGCACUGGAACAGAUCCGGGCUCACGGUGGGCUGCGGGGAUCUAUGUGGCAGCUGUUCAGAGUAAAUGAUCUAAAAACUGGUACACUUGUUGGUGUUGACCAGCAUGGCAACAAGUAUUAUGAAGAUAAGCGUUACUUUUUUGCUCGUCAUCGAUGGGUGGAUUAUACAAAUGAAAUGAAUGGAAAACCAACAUACUGGGAGGUAGAUGGAAGUAUGGUGCCCCCUGAAUGGCAUCGAUGGCUCCAUUGCAUGACAGAAGAGCCGCCAACUACUCAUCCGCCUACUACUCAUAAAUUUGUCUGGCAGAACCAUAAAUUCAAUGUCAGUGGCACCAAAGAGCAAUAUGUUCCUUUUCCUACCACUCGUAAGAAGAUUGAGGAGUGGGUUCCACCUCAACCAAAAUAAGCGUGAUCACGCUGUAACAACAUGUAUUCCCCUAAUUCUACAUAUAUAAAUAUAUUUAAUAAAAA